ACCCGAUGUUAUUGCCUAUAUACAAAUGCUCUCUCGACUUCACAGUCCUUCUAGAGGCAAACUAGUUUACGCUAGCGCAGGAGUUGAACUUCCCAUCCGUCUUGCAUAUGUCCAUUCCGAUGCCCUUCUCUAGUAGGAACCAUUGAUGAAACCGUUAGAUCGGUCUGCUUCGAAACAGUCACCAAAAUCCGCCAUCUACACUACUUCUAAUAUUCCGCCAGUUGGCACGACAGUUGGUCAAUAUCGUCCCGAAACUUUAGCAGUAGACAUUGAUAACCUUGGAACUAAAGUACCCAGAUUUCCCAGAAUAAGAUAUGUGCGAAUAAGCACCAUAUGUUCGAAACAGUCAGUUUUAUCCCUAUAUGCUCCAAUGUCUACGUCACGAUAGUGGGUCUUGACAUCGCUUCGGAUAGCUAUGCCACGUAUGUAUAAAACUCGGUAACAGCAGACAUACAUUUGCCACACACACACCUAGAGCGACAAAAGCCAUCCGCCUAUACGUAAUUAUACGUAUUCGUAUCAAGGUAACACACGUUUCGUACUGGCAUGGUAAUCG
Molecule: messenger RNA, 556 nt
Organism: Cucurbitaria berberidis CBS 394.84
Lineage: Eukaryota; Fungi; Ascomycota; Dothideomycetes; Pleosporales; Cucurbitariaceae
Exons: 1
Coding region: 146-388 (80 amino acids)
Source: RefSeq, a predicted model, not a curated record